Messenger RNA from Chrysemys picta bellii (western painted turtle), 5683 nucleotides. RefSeq names its product dachshund family transcription factor 1 (gene DACH1). Gene Ontology annotation, molecular function: RNA polymerase II cis-regulatory region sequence-specific DNA binding; DNA-binding transcription factor activity, RNA polymerase II-specific. Gene Ontology annotation, biological process: regulation of transcription by RNA polymerase II. The record is from RefSeq and is a predicted model, not a curated record. NCBI's taxonomy places the organism in Eukaryota, Metazoa, Chordata, Testudines, Emydidae. Gene Ontology annotation, cellular component: nucleus; transcription regulator complex.
UAUGUGAUGAGAAAGAGGCAGCGAAUCCCUGUCGGAAAAACUUGGGUACGUUCUUGGAUCUCUGUCCAGUGUGUGGACAAGCGUCGCUUGGAAGUGUUGGGAAAAUUACAUCUCGUCUCUGCUGAGAUGAAACAUGAACCCUAUAAUCUAACGGUUCCUGGAGGAGAGGAGGAGGAAGAGGGAUCUCGCUCUCUCUCCGUUUCUUUGCUCCGGGUUCCUGGUUGGAUAAUUUGGGUUAAUACUAGUGAGUGAGGCUUUUGCUGCUUCAAAGGGUAUUUCAAGUUGCCGGAGCUCCUCCCCUCUGCACCGUGUGACAACAACAACUCGCCCGGAGAGCUAGAGAGCGAGCGAGCAGCGAGCAGCAGCAGCCAGCACUUUUCAGCUCAUUUUCUCUCUGUCAUUCCCCUCUCAAUCUUUGAUCCAUGUACUUGCCAGAGAGAACCGAAGUCCUUCAAACCUCCCCCUUUUCACCUUCAUCUUUAACUUGGUGCUAGAGCAAGGACCACAAAACAAACAACCCUCCCCCUAAACCCCAACGCUACCGCCCGCAGCGGACUUCUCCUCAUUCCCCACUUGCGGGACACUUUGUGCGUUUCUGUCUCUCACUCUUCCCCUUUCUCGGCGGUAGCUGGUUUGGGGUCCCCCCCAUUCUGCCCCCUCCUCCCUUUUUGUCCGUGCGGCAACUUUUUUCUCCCCCCCCCCCUUCGUAUAUGUGACCAUGGCCGUACCGACUGCUUUGAUCCCUCCGACCCAGCUGGUCCCCCCUCCACCUCCGAUCUCAACUUCUGCCGCCUGCACCACCACUACCACCACCUCGUCGGCCACCUCGUCUCCGUCUCCUUCCAUCGCUCCCCCGCCAGCCUCUUCGGGGACGAACCUAUUCCGGCCGGAGCCCAUCGCAGCAGCAGCAGCGGCGGCGGCGGCCACAGUCACCUCCACCACCAGCAGCGGAGGAGGCAGCAGCAGCAGCAGCAGCAACGGAGGAGGCGGCGGCGGUAACAAUUGCAGCCCCAGCCUGGGCACCAGCAGUAGCGCUAGCGGCGGCGGCACCUCUACCCCCAGCGCUAGCACCGCCAACAGCAGCAGCCUGCCGGGCAAGCCGGUGUACUCGACCCCGUCCCCGGUGGAGAACACCCCCCAGAAUAAUGAGUGCAAGAUGGUGGAUCUGAGGGGGGCCAAGGUGGCCUCUUUCACCGUGGAGGGCUGCGAGCUCAUCUGCCUGCCCCAGGCUUUCGACCUCUUCCUGAAGCACUUGGUCGGGGGCUUGCACACCGUCUACACCAAGCUGAAGCGGCUGGAGAUCACGCCCGUGGUGUGCAACGUGGAGCAGGUCCGGAUCCUGAGGGGGCUGGGGGCCAUCCAGCCCGGCGUGAACCGCUGCAAACUCAUCUCCAGGAAGGAUUUCGAGACCCUAUACAACGACUGCACCAACGCAAGUUCUAGACCUGGAAGGCCUCCUAAGAGGACUCAAAGUGUCACCUCCCCAGAGAAUUCUCAUAUCAUGCCACACUCUGUCCCAGGUCUAAUGUCUCCUGGAAUCAUCCCACCAACAGGUCUGACAGCAGCAGCUGCAGCAGCAGCAGCUGCUACCAAUGCAGCCAUAGCAGAAGCAAUGAAAGUGAAAAAAAUCAAAUUAGAAGCUAUGUCCAACUAUCAUGCCAGUAAUAACCAACAUGGAGCAGAAUCUGAGAAUGGAGAUCUGAAUUCAAGUGUUGGCAUCAGUGAUGGUUCUUGGGAUAAAGAAAAACUUCAGUCUCCCCCUACCCAAGGAUCACAGGCCUCUUUUAACCAUCCCAGCUGGCCUGGACAGCAUAACCUUCCAGUUAGCCAUCCUCUCAACCCUCUUCAACAGAGCCACCUUCUGCCAAAUGGCCUGGAACUUCCUUUUAUGAUGAUGCCCCACCCAUUAAUUCCUGUCAGCCUACCUCCAGCAUCUGUCACAAUGGCCAUGAGUCAGAUGAACCACCUUAGUACCAUUGCAAAUAUGGCAGCAGCAGCACAAGUACAGAGUCCCCCAUCCAGAGUCGAGACAUCUGUUAUUAAGGAACGUGUUCCAGACAGCCCGUCUCCUGCUCCUUCCCUUGAAGAAGGUCGAAGACCUGGCAGCCAUCCAUCAUCUCAUCGAAGCAGCAGUGUGUCCAGCUCACCUGCACGGACUGAGAGCUCGUCAGACAGAAUCCCAGCUGUACAUCAGAAUGGACUAUCCAUGAACCAGAUGCUGAUGGGUUUAUCACCUAACGUCUUACCUGGCCCUAAAGAAGGUGAUCUGGCUGGUCAUGAGGUUGGACAUGAGACAAAAAGAAUACAUAUUGAGAAAGAUGAGACCCCGCUCUCCACACCAACCGCAAGAGACAGCCUUGACAAACUUUCUCUAACUGGGCAUGGGCAACCACUACCUCCAGGUUUUCCAUCUCCUUUUCUAUUCCCUGAUGGAUUGUCUUCCAUAGAGACCCUCCUGACUAACAUCCAGGGCCUAUUAAAGGUUGCCAUAGACAAUGCCAGAGCUCAAGAGAAACAGGUCCAGCUGGAAAAGACGGAGCUGAAGAUGGAGUUGUUCAGGGAGCGAGAACUGAGGGAAACUCUUGAAAAACAGCUGGCUGUGGAACAGAAGAACAGAGCAAUAAUUCAGAAAAGGUUAAAGAAAGAAAAAAAGGCAAAGAGGAAAUUGCAAGAAGCGCUUGAAUUUGAGACUAAGCGGCGGGAACAAGCAGAACAAACAUUGAAACAGGCAACUUCAACAGACAGUCUCAGGGCCCUAAAUGACUCUCUGACCCCAGAGAUAGAAGCUGACCGCAGCGGGGGCAGAACAGAUGCUGAAAGGACAAUACAAGAAGAGGGUUCUGCUAUCAAAAGCUGGCUUAGCAUUUCAACAAACUCUGGUUCCAGGUUCACUAGAUGCCUAUGCCUAACUCCCAACCAGGUCUCCCAAGACCCCCUCAUCCCACACAAAAAGAUGGACGACUUUAUUUGAAAACUACAGUCAUGUACUGAAUUUUUCCUGCUGAAGCAAUUUGUGCUACGGUAAAGAACUGUGCAGUAAGAUGUUCACUAUUUGGAAGGUCUACAAAAACAAAGUGUUUUCAAGGCAACUUCCUUAACUUUGUGUAUCAAUGUUCUUCAACAGUUUAAAGCAUUCUGCAAGAGUGUUCUCCUUUGGUUAUCACCUGUGGCUCAAGCUAGAGACCUAGGGAAUGUUUGUAAAUGUACAAGUUUCACUCUUCUUACAGUCAAAAACUGCAGCUUUGCUGUUGCAUCCUUGUAUACAAAGUUAUAGACCAGUCAGAACAAGGCCUAACAUUCCCUUUUUAAUGGAAUGAAAACUCUGUCCUCCUCUGAUGAUUCUGUAUUUGAGCACAUCAAACAAUCCUUCCAGCAGUAUCCACCUACACUUAUAGACUGUUUUGUCAUACCUAAACCAGCAAGUCAGCUCAGAAGUAAACUUGUAUGGGGGCAUAAGAGGAUUCUGACAAAAAAAGUAAAAGGAAAAAAACCUGUUAUAUUCAAUUUUCAAACUCUGUGAACGUGGGUUUUCUUCUAAAGACUUUUUUUCCACAUGCUUUCCAGGAGACCAACACAUGGAUGCUAGACCACAUGAAGUAAAAUGAAAUUUUGUCUAAGAGAAAGGAAAUGCUGAAUGUAAGCAAAACUGUUUUACUGUUCACAAAGUCUCUUUUCCUAAAAUAAACAUAAAAAUAUAAAUAAAACGAGUAAUAAUUUCUCAUUCUAAACUGGCAGGGGUUUAUGGAAAAAAAAAAGACUUUGCUUCUUAUUCAAACUGUUGGUCACGUGUACAGUAUAUAAACACAAACCACACCAGGAAGGUAUUAUGUAUGCAGUAGAAUACUAGCGUUUAGGAAAAUGAACAUUUUAGAUAAUGUUUUGUCACCCUGUUUGUCAGAAAGACGCCUUUCUAGUUUUAACGCAUGCAGGCAUGUAAAUAUUUGUCCUGGAGUCACAGUAUUAAUGAAUGAGAUCUUAAGCAUCUGGUAACGAAUCAGAAUUCCAUAUCAGCCACUUUUAUUUGUAUAUUGAUCCCUGGUUAGUGCCCUGAAACAGCACUUUUAAGAAUGGACUAUGGCUGAGCAGCAAGUCAAAACACCAGAAAUAUUUUUAUAUGUUAAUGUCAUAUUACGUCAAUGUUGCUAAAAAGAAAACCUAACAAACACUUGAUGUAUCAGUCCAAUACCACGUAGAGCUGAGUGAUACAGUUGAAGUCUAUUGUUCCUCCCUCACUUUAUCUUAGGGAAGGGUGGUUAUGUGUUAUUUUCACUGUCUUUAUGAAAGCUACAAUGUGUUUUCACCUUUGUGCUGAUAACUGGAAGUAAGCUGCAACACACUGCUUAUUACAUACUUACAUUAUGUUCCUUGCUUUGCAUAAUUUUGUUACCCCUUUAAAGACUGAUUUUGUGAAUCAGCGUUGUUAUUGUAAGUUUUGUGAUUAUGCUUUCUUCAUCUGUAAUGUAUGCAUAUAAAAUGUUAUUUAUUACAUGGAAACAUAUCAGAAUCUUAAAUGUCUAAGAUACCUAACUUAAGAAAAUUCUCCUUUACAAAAUAGUUCUGAUUGGAUAUCAUUUUAUCAAAUUAAAAAAGAAAUCUAAAGAUUUGUAAACUCUAGCUCUGCGCUUCUAUGGUUUGUAGGUCUUUCCUUGCCAUGCUGGUACACCCUUAUUUAGUCCACCACAAUCCUUUUCUAACAAUAGAAAAGUUGUACAUACAAGUUCACAUCAUGGUAGUUUUUUAAAAGAAAUAUCGAGCAAUAUUUUUCAUUAAAUAUUGUUACCAAAUUCUUUAUAGUAACAUUGUUUUUUAAUCAUGAUUCUUUCAUAGUUGCUUGAACACUUCAGAGAUUCUGUACACCAGUUUUUUCAUAUGCAGUCUUUAAAGGGUUAACCGCUGUAAAUUUUGAUGGACUUGUGGCAAGCUUUUGAAUCAUUCAUAUCUGAAAGAGAAUUAAAGCCUACAACUGAAAUAUGUAGUAGCAUCUGCCAUUGCUCUGCUCCUUGCAUAGAGUCACCUGUAAGUCGGUUUAAUAGUUUUACAGUAUAUACUUUCAAGACCUUUAGGAAUGCCUCAGUAUUUGGCUUGGUACAUAAAUGGAAAUGUUAAGGAUUAAGGGGGAAACAAUUCAUAAGAUGGAUAUUAAGAGCUUAAUAAAAUGGUGUAAAUAUUACAAUUCAUGAAAUGUUACCGUCAGUUGAACUUUUGCCCCUCUUCAGUUACACAAGUUUUGGGUUGCUGGGUUUUUUCCUUUGUUUGUUUUGUUUUUUCUUUGUUUGUUUGUUUUUGCAUAGAUUAUGAAGAAAAAGUGUGCUCAUGGUAUUGUUUAUAUGCUUUUGAAAUCUUAAAGAUAUUAAUGUCUAGUUGUUCUAUAUUAUAACCACAUUUGCGCUCUAUGCAAGCCCUUGGAACAGAACAUUCUCAUCUUCAUGUAGGACCUAUGAAAAUUGUCUAUUUUUAUCUAUAUAUUUAAAGUUUUCUAAAAAUGAUAAAAGGUUAUUACGAAUUUUGUUGUACAAAAUCUGUACAAAAAUCUGUUUUUACAUCAUAAUGCAAGAAUUGGAAAUUUUUCUAUGGUAGCCUAGUUAUUUGAGCCUGGUUUCAAUGUGAGAACCACGUUUACUGUUAUUGUAUUUAAUUUUCUUUUUCUUUUCAACAAUCUGCUAAUAAAACUGUCUGAAAUCUC